UUGGCCACGCGCCCUUUCUGUCUCCACAGUCCCCCUCCCCGUGACCUGAGCCCUGCGAUCCGUUCUCGGCGAUCCAUCCCGUCUCCGGGGAAGUCGAAAGGAAGCGAAGAGAAGCCCAUCUAUAUUGAUAGGGGUAGACCGAUCUCAGAGAGGGAGAGAUAGAGAGAUGUGGCGGAGCUGCGUGUCUCGAUCCCUUCGCCUCUCCUCCAAGAAGGCGUCGAUCGGAGGUCAACCGAUCCGCCGCUACCCUUCUAGGCCCAGAUUUUUCUCGACCAACUCGUUCGGACAGUACACUGUUGUGGAUCACACCUACGAUGCAGUUGUCGUAGGAGCUGGAGGUGCUGGGCUUAGGGCUGCAAUUGGACUCUCUGAGCAUGGCUUUAACACAGCUUGCAUUACCAAGCUCUUCCCCACUCGCUCUCAUACGGUUGCAGCACAGGGUGGUAUAAAUGCAGCCCUUGGAAAUAUGACUGAAGAUGACUGGAGGUGGCAUAUGUAUGAUACAGUCAAAGGAAGUGAUUGGUUAGGUGAUCAGGAUGCUAUUCAAUAUAUGUGCAGAGAAGCACCAAAAGCAGUUAUUGAGCUCGAAAAUUAUGGAUUGCCAUUCUCCCGAACUGAAGAUGGGAAAAUUUAUCAGCGUGCUUUUGGAGGUCAAAGUUUGGACUUUGGAAAAGGUGGCCAGGCCUAUCGGUGUGCAUGUGCUGCUGAUCGAACUGGUCAUGCAUUGCUUCACUCACUUUAUGGCCAAGCAAUGAAGCACAACACCCAGUUCUUUGUGGAAUACUUUGCAUUGGAUCUUCUCAUGGAUAGCAAUGGGGCCUGCCAGGGGGUGAUUGCAUUGAACAUGGAGGAUGGGACCCUUCAUCGUUUCCGUGCUGCCAACACAAUUUUGGCAACUGGGGGUUAUGGCAGAGCAUACUUCUCUGCAACCUCAGCUCAUACAUGUACAGGAGAUGGCAAUGCUAUGGUUGCACGUGCUGGAUUGGCUCUCCAGGAUCUUGAGUUUGUACAGUUCCACCCUACUGGCAUAUAUGGUGCUGGGUGCCUCAUUACUGAAGGAUCUCGUGGUGAAGGCGGUAUCCUUAGGAACAGUGAAGGUGAACGUUUUAUGGAACGAUAUGCUCCUACUGCCAAGGAUCUUGCAUCACGAGAUGUUGUUUCAAGAUCAAUGACAAUGGAAAUAAGAGAAGGUCGUGGCGUAGGACCACUGAAGGACCACAUCUAUCUGCAUUUGAAUCAUUUACCGCCGGAUGUUCUCAAGGAAAGACUUCCUGGCAUAUCAGAAACUGCUGCUAUUUUUGCUGGUGUUGACGUCACUAAGGAGCCCAUCCCUGUUUUGCCUACAGUGCACUAUAAUAUGGGUGGGAUUCCCACAAACUAUCAUGGAGAGGUAGUUCAUAUCAAAGGUAAUGAUCCAGAUGCUGUAGUUCCUGGCUUGAUGGCUGCUGGGGAGGCAGCUUGUGCAUCUGUUCAUGGUUCAAAUCGGCUUGGUGCAAAUUCCCUUCUUGAUAUAGUGGUUUUUGGCAGAGCUUGUGCCAACAGGGUUGCAGAAAUUUGCAAGCCAGGACGCAAGCAGAAACCUCUUGAAAAAGAUGCUGGAGUGAGGACUAUUGCCUGGCUUGAUAAACUAAGAAACUCAAAUGGUUCACUGCCAACUUCAAAAAUUCGUCUCAACAUGCAACGGGUGAUGCAAAAUAAUGCUGCUGUGUUUCGAACUCAAGAAACACUAGAAGAAGGUUGUCAGUUGGUUGACAAAACAUGGGAGAGUUUUCAUGAUGUCAAAAUUCGUGAUCGGAGUUUGAUAUGGAAUUCUGACUUAAUGGAGACAAUAGAACUGGAGAAUCUUCUAAUAAAUGCAUGUAUAACUAUGCACUCAGCUGAGGCAAGGAAGGAGAGUAGAGGAGCUCAUGCUCGUGAAGAUUUUACGAAAAGAGACGAUGAGAAAUGGAUGAAACACUCACUAGGAUACUGGGAUAAUGAGAAAGUCAGGCUGGCGUAUAGGCCUGUCCAUAUGAAUACUCUGGAUGAUGAAGUAGAGUCAUUCCCACCAAAAGCACGUGUUUAUUGAAAUGCUGCUCUUCUUGCUUGAGUUGCUUUUUGAAGAUUUGCUCAGAAAAUAAUUGCUUUUUGAAGGCUACCCGAUUACAUGACUUUGACAGUCAAAUAAAGUAGUUAAAUUUCAGCAUUUUCUCCAAAGGAAAAAAAUGUGCAACCUAUUUCAAUGGGAGAUGCCAAGUGCCGACAACCUGUGUAUCUGAUCUGAAAAAUGCUGAUAUCCCUGAAUUAUGAUCAAAAUGCCUUAUCUCAAAUGCAAACCAGGUUUAAUUUACUUUCC
This is a messenger RNA of Phoenix dactylifera (date palm), 2335 nucleotides long. RefSeq names its product succinate dehydrogenase [ubiquinone] flavoprotein subunit, mitochondrial-like. Gene Ontology annotation, biological process: mitochondrial electron transport, succinate to ubiquinone; tricarboxylic acid cycle. NCBI's taxonomy places the organism in Eukaryota, Viridiplantae, Streptophyta, Magnoliopsida, Arecales, Arecaceae. Gene Ontology annotation, molecular function: succinate dehydrogenase (quinone) activity; electron transfer activity; flavin adenine dinucleotide binding. Gene Ontology annotation, cellular component: respiratory chain complex II (succinate dehydrogenase). The record is from RefSeq and is a predicted model, not a curated record.